Lytechinus variegatus (green sea urchin) is the source of this 2817-nucleotide messenger RNA. It is a transcript of the gene prdm14, whose product is annotated as PR domain zinc finger protein 14-like. The record is from RefSeq and is a predicted model, not a curated record. Lineage: Eukaryota; Metazoa; Echinodermata; Echinoidea; Temnopleuroida; Toxopneustidae. Gene Ontology annotation, cellular component: nucleus. The transcript is spliced from 9 exons. Gene Ontology annotation, molecular function: protein binding. Bases 525 to 2561 code for a protein of 678 amino acids.
CGAUAGAGCCUCGUCAAAAGUCAGGGUGCUGACUGAGUGCAGCUUUGCGAAUCUGACUUUCCCCCUCCUCUCUUUUGCUGUUUCAAUUUUGGUUGUUGGUCUAUUACAAUAGCCAACACGUAAGAAACGGCGUGUGGUUCUAUUGUUGUUCGCCGCAUUUUAAUCACACUGUUGAGUGAGUUUCACGGCGAGUUGUUAGAAAGGGACCGAGAUUUCACUUUGGCUGAUGACUAGCUCCAUUGGAUGAUCACACUAUGACUGGCAUCAAGUCUUUCAUUGAUAUUCAGUAUUAAUUUCAUAUUAAAAAUCAAUUUGAAUUGCAGGGCAGAUUUAUUCUGCAGUUGCCAUCCACUUGCAACAUCGCUCAAAGGUGUAAUUAUUAUUAUAGAAAUUUAAGAACAAAUCUAAGACAAUUAAAAUAAACUGGAAGAAAAUAUAGAACAACUUCUGCGGGGAAUUUGCUCGAGAUCGACGUGCUUCAUCUGAGUUUGACUGAUUUGGAGGCAAAAACUCGAGACGACCAGAUGGCCAUAUUACCAAUGCCUAGACUUCCACUGCCGUUAUGGCCCCACCCUCCUCCUAUGUUAGCAGCGGGCACCUCGCCAAACUCUUCGGAAUCUCUUAUGACUUUCCGGUCGCCCCUCCCAUUCCCGACUCAGGUAUUUCCAGCUGGUCAGGCGACUCUUGGUGCCCCCUUUCCCCGAAGCAUACCAGGUGCUUUCCCGACAUCAUCUCAAGGAGGGAGAGGAAUUCCUAACGUCUUCCACCAUGAGUUCCUCAAAGCACACGGUUCUUACCCGAAUCGACGGCCUUUCACCAGACCCCACGGUGAAAUACCGGUCUCCUCUCCUCCAUCGAGAUUAUCUGUAUCACCCGUUCAUCCCUUGCAUAAUCUGACAUCUCCUCUUGGGCGGAACGCACCCGGAGAUUCCCGUGGAAUCGAUGGAAGCGAUUCGCUGGAAAAGCGGGAGAAAUACAAUUUUUCUGCAUCGGAUCUUGAGUGCGCCUUGUACGGUUAUCUUCGGGGUAGUACCGGGGAAGAGAGGUAUCCAGGUUGUGCAAUGUCGGGGCUCCCAUCUCAGCAUAAAGAUGACAAACUUUCGACGUCACCAUCGACAUCAAAGACGAUCUCGAAAGUGGAAACAAUUCCAGACGAACAAAAGAAAUCUCAGGUUCUCUCUCAGAAGUUAGGUGAUAUCAAUGCAGGAGAUCUCCCAGAGGGACUGUCUAUUUUGAGAUCGAGUUUCGGAUCCAUAUCGCCUCAUUACAGUGCUUUUUGUCAGCAGACAGUGAUCUUGAAAGGAACUCGGUUCGGACCGUUUACUGGACGAGUAGUACACCCCAGUGAGAUCAAAUCACAUGAUGAUACCAGUCUUAUGUGGGAGAUUUUCAAAGAUGGAAAGCUGAGUCAUUUCAUUGACGGUCGUCAAGGGGCCUUUUCGUGGAUGAGUUUGAUUAAAUGCGCCCGCUACGCCCAAGAACAAAAUCUCAUCGCGAUUCAAGUUGACGACAAAAUAUACUACGAAGCCUGCAAAGAUAUUCCACGGGGUACAGAACUUCUUGUCUGGUAUGGCGAUUCAUACCUUCAAUUCAUGGGCAUACCUAUUGCUCUGAAGGACGCCAGCCGCGGUCAAACAAGUUUAGGCAACGACGAGAACAUCGACGAUUCUGCUGGAUACCACUGUGAUCGUUGUGGAAAGGUGUUCGCCUACAAGGAUUACCGUGAUAAACAUCUCAAGUACACUCGGUGUGUGGAUCAGGGGGAUAGAAAGUUCCCUUGUCACCUCUGCAAACGAUCGUUUGAAAAGCGAGAUAGGCUUCGAAUCCACAUCCUGCACGUACAUCAGAAACAUCGACCACACAAGUGCACUGUGUGCGGAAAGAGCUUUUCACAGUCAUCAAGCCUCAACAAGCAUCUCCGUGUGCAUUCCGGUGAGCGUCCUUACAAGUGCGUGUACUGUGGCAAAGCUUUCACAGCUUCCAGCAUCCUCAGAACCCAUCUCAGACAACACUCGGGUGAAAAGCCUUUCAAAUGUCGUCACUGUGGCAAGGCAUUCGCUUCACAUGCAGCCCAUGACAGUCAUGUCCGCCGAACCCAUGCCAAAGAAAGACCAUGUGUGUGUCAGUUCUGUGGGAAAGCCUUCACUCAGUCCUAUGAACUCAAGUUCCAUCUCAGCAUACAUGAGGGCGAAGCAAAGCCAUAUUCGUGUGAAGGAUGCAACCAGACUUUCCCUACCUCAACAGCAAGAGACACCCAUCGGUCAAGUCUUGAAUGUCCUCGAUUCAACCCGCAACACGUAGCUUAUCUCGGAAUCGACUCGCUUCCUUCAGCGCCCUCCACACCAGGGGCAGCAUCCGUAGCCUCGACCUCAAGCAACGGCAGCGGAAGCAGCUUUGGGACAUCGUCGCGCGGAUCAAGCAUGGAUGUCAAUGCCGCGGACAGCCAUGGUCACGUGGGUGUUGCGUCGUCAUUUGUGGACGAAAACGAUAAUAUCCCAAACAGCGGUGUUCUGUUAUCUACCACACCUGUGACAUUCAACAGAGCUAUGAAUGUGAAAUGAUUAAAAUAAAAAGAACACUUCAUGAAGUUAAAAGAAAAAUGUGUUUAUUUAUGACUCGUACAUAGCUUUCUUGACACCCUGAGGCGUGAUAGUUGAUAGUGAAGCUGUCUAGGAUUCCGAGAUUGAAAUGCAGGUGAUGCGCUACUCCGCUUUCGUGAGGAAGACUUAUUUAAGUGAUGAAUGAACUUUGCCAAAAGUGUAGAAGAUGUGAUUCUAAGGGAACAAGAUGUGUAUUGUUCAAUGAACAAUACCUGAA